UCUCUCUGGACUGUUUUAAAGUCUCUGCCAGACUUGGGCUCACACGCUACUUCCUGGAGGGAGGAAUGGAAAGCUUCCAGCCCUCUUCAACCAUCCCUCUUCAACCAUCCCCUCUGUGUUCAUCCAGGAGCUGCAGCCCCAGCGCCGUGUCGCUGUCCCUACUGGUCCCCAGUCCCGGAGCUUCGGAUCUCUGAGCUGCGUCGCUGUCCCCACUCGUCCCUAUUAGUCCCGGAGCCGCGGAUCUCUGAGCCGCGUCGCUGUCCCCACUGGUCCCGGACCCGCGGAUCUCUGCGCGCUCCACUGAUACACGCUUCGUGUCCAUACACCGAAUGAUGAGGUCUGCUUUGGGGAACAUCGAGGAGCUCUGCGGCUGUAGAUUCUGACCGGGAAAGGCUCUUCUACACCGGUCUCAAACUCUCAGGUCGCCUGGUUAUCAUCCCCUGGUGAAGACCCCCUGGUUAAGACCCCCUGGUGAUCCCCCGCGCCGCUUUACGCAGCAGGCGACCAGCUUCCAACCCAAGGAUACCACUGUACCGCUUUACCAACAUCUGUCCGUGAUUGAAGAUACCAAACAGUGGUCCGUGAUUGAGGAUACUGAUUAGUGGUCCGUGACUUAGGAUACCAAACAGUGGUACGUGACUGAGGAUAACGAACCGCUGUCCGUGACUGAGGAUACUGAGGAUACCGAGCGGUGUCCGUGCUACCAUGUGCAGGCUUCUGCGGUUGUGUUGCUGGUGGAUUUUUCCCCUGAUCUCCUCAGCCUUCUUUCUCUGCGGCGCCGACUGUCACCCAGCUGUGACAGGAAGCACGCCCCAGCCCCCGGGGCCCACGCAGCGGCCUCCAGGGGCCACACAGGGUCCUCCAAGGGCCAUGGCCGCCACCACGCGACGCAUUCGGAGAGCAGCGAGCGAGGAAACCUACUGGGCGUACUCAGGGGCCCAUGGGCCAGACGAGGGAUGGGCAUCAGCCUACCCAGAGUGCAGAGAGAGGAACCAGUCCCCCAUCAACAUCGUCGACCACGAGGCUAAAGCCUCCAUGGAGUACCAGGAGCUGACGCUGGAGGGCUUUGAUGCAGAGUCCUCCAACAAGACCUCUAUGAAGAACACAGGGAAAACAGUGGCCAUCAUGCUGAGGGACGACUACUUUGUCCGAGGCGCCGGGCUGCCCGGGAGGUUCAAGGCGGAGAAGGUGGAGUUCCACUGGGGGCCCAGCAACGCCUCGGAUGGCUCGGAGCACAGCGUCAACGGCCACCGCUACCCCGUGGAGAUGCAGAUCUACAUGUACAACUCGGACGACUUUGACAGCCUAGCCGCGGCCAUCCGGGAGAAGAGGACGGUGGCCGCCAUGGCCGUGUUCUUCCAGGUCGGCGGGAGGGAUAACCCCGCGGUGGACCCCGUCAUCCAUGGGCUGAGGGGCGUGGUCCAUCACGAGAAGGAGACCUUCCUGGAGCCCUUUGUGCUGAAGGAGCUGCUGCCGGCCUCUCUGGGCAGCUACUACCGCUACACGGGCUCCCUGACCACGCCGCCCUGCAGCAAGGUGGUGGAGUGGAUCCUCUUCAGCAGGCCUGUCUACGUCUCCUACAAGCAGCUGGAGGCCUUCUACUCCAUCUUCACCACGGAGCAGCAGGACCACGUCAAGUCGGUGGAGUACCUGCGGAGCAACUUUAGACCCCUGCAGAGCCUUGACCACCGCCACAUCUUCAAGUCGGCUGUGAAGGACGCCUGGUUGCCCGACCUGACGGGGGGCGGGGGCGGCGGCGGCAGUGACCCCUACGGGACCGAGGCCUCCAAAGUGUGCAGCAGCGCUCCCAUCAACAUGAAGGUACGCCACCUGAACUCCAGCGCCCUGGUGGUGCGCUGGGCGCGGCCCGAGACCACCUAUCACCCCCCCAUCCUGCACUUCCUGGUGUCCUACAGCUGGACGACCCACGACGACAGCUAUGAGGAGACACACCUCACCGACGCCCGGCACAAGCUGGAGGCAGUCAUCUCUCCAGUCUCUCCUGAUGUGCUUUACCUGUUCCGGGUUCAGUCCGUUUGCACCAAUGACAUGCGCAGCGACUUCAGCCAAAGCAUGCUCUUCAGAGCCAACACCACCCGGAUCUUCGAGGGCACCCGGAUCGUGAAGACUGGAAUGCCCACCGUCUCCCCGGCUUCCUCCGCCGACAUGGCCCCCAUCUCCUCUGGCUCCUCCACCUGGACCUCGUCGGGGCUGCCCUUCUCCUUCGUCUCCAUGGCGACGGGCAUCGGGCCCUCAUCCAGCGGCAGCCAGGCCACCGUGGCUUCGGUGGUGACCAGCACCCUGCUGGCGGGCCUGGGCUUCAGCGGCGGGGUCAUCUCCUCCUUCCCCAGCUCCGUGUGGCCCACCCGGGCCCCAGCAGCUCCGGCAGGCGGCACCGCCCGUGGCCACGCCUCCGCAUCCUCUGCCUCCUCCUCCACUUCCUCCUCCGCUAGCACCGGCGCUAGCCCGCCGCAGACUUACACGGAGGCUUCAGGUGGCCAGGACCACGCUGCAAGCAGCAGCACGGCAGCCGUGGCCCGGACCAAAGACAGGGGAGACACAGCGGAGGACGGGGAGCAGGGUGGCGGCGGGGGGGAGAGGGGCGAGGGGGAGGGGGAAGACGAGGAGGACGAGGAGGGGGAGGAGGGGGAGGAGGGGGAGAAGAUGCCAAAGAAGGAGAAGAAACGGCGAGCGGGUUGUGUGGAGGAGCCGGCCGGCGGCGGUGGCAGAGCAGCGGCGGUGAAGGAGCCGCCCGGCACCACGCCCGCCUCAACGGCCAAGGAGAAAGACCGGGCGGCGGGCAGGUCAGCGGGGUCCUGGGGCUCUUCUGACGCCACAGCACCCCCUGUUGGUGUGGAGGACCAGGCCACGGUUACAAGCGCAACGUUGGUCGUCGUGGCCACUGCUCCAGAGCGCAAUGCAGGGGCCGAGACAGCGGACUACUCCCCCCCUGAUGUCCGCCCGCUGGCCACGCGGGGCCCCGGCCCGGCCAGGAACAGGAGCCACUGGCCCUUCUCCAUCCACACCGACCGACCCAGCCUGGCCACCCACCAGGCCCGGCCCGGGGGCCCCAGUGAGGGGCUGGUCCGUGUGGAGUGGCUGGCCCCCCUGGCGCUGGUCUCCACCCUGACCCUGCUCUGCCUCUUCCUGAUGCUUGCCAUGCUGGUCUACUGGAGACGCUGCUUCCAGACGGCCCACUUCUAUGUGGAGGACAGCAGCUCCCCCCGAGUGGUGCCCAAUGACAGCAUCCCUGUUAUCCCCAUCCCAGACGACAUGGACGCCAUUCCAGUGAAGCACUUCAUGAAGCACGUCUCUGGUCUCUACUCCAACAACCAGCAGGGCUUUGCUGAGGACUUUGAGGAGGUCCAGCGGUGCACGGCGGAUAUGAAGCUGACCUCAGACCGCUCCAACCACCCCGACAACAGACACAAGAACCGCUACAUCAACAUCAUGGCCUAUGACCACAGCAGGGUGAAGCUGCAGCCGCUGGCAGGGAAGGACUCCAAACACACCGACUACAUCAACGCAAACUACGUGGACGGGUACAAUAAGCCUAAAGCCUACAUUGCUGCCCAGGGUCCUCUGAAGUCCACCUUUGAGGACUUCUGGCGGAUGGUGUGGGAGCAGAACACCGGCAUCAUCGUCAUGAUCACCAACCUAGUGGAGAAGGGCAGAAGGAAGUGUGACCAGUAUUGGCCGUUGGAGAACAGCGAGGAAUACGGCAGUGUGGUGGUGACGCUGAGGAGCACCCGGGUCCACGCCUGCUACACUGUGAGGCGCUUCACCCUGCACAGCUCCGCCCUUAAGAAGGGUGUGAAGGCCAAUCCAAAGGGCCGUUCCCAGUGUGAGAGGACAGUGGUCCAGUACCACUACACCCAGUGGCCGGACAUGGGCGUCCCAGAGUACACCCUACCGGUCCUCACCUUCGUCCGCAGGUCCGCCGCCGACCAGACAGCCGACAUGGGCCCCAUGCUGGUGCACUGCAGUGCGGGUGUGGGCCGGACCGGGACCUACAUCGUAAUGGACAGCAUGCUGCGGCAAAUCAGAGACAAGAGCUCAGUCAACACACUGGCCUUCCUCAAGCACAUCCGCACCCAGCGCAACUACCUGGUUCAGACCGAGGAGCAGUACAUCUUCAUCCACGACGCGCUGAUUGAGGCCAUCCAAGGGAAGGAGACGGAGGUGUGUGGAGGUCUGCUGCACAGCUACGUCACCAGCAUUCUGACCCCCAAUCACAGGGGGCGCACACGGCUGGACAAGCAGUUCAGGUUGAUAACACAGUGUAAUGCCAGGUUCGUGGAAUGUUUCAACGCUCAGAAAGACUGCAACAAGGUGAAAAAUCGCAACUCUUCAGUUGUGCCGUCGGAACGAGCCCGGGUGGGACUGGUCCCUUUGCCCGGUGUCAAAGGCAGUGAUUACAUCAACGCCUCUUACAUAAUGGGGUACUACCGCAGCAACGAGUUCAUCAUUACCCAGCAUCCUUUGCCGCACACCACCAAAGACUUCUGGAGAAUGAUUUGGGACCACAAUGCACAGAUCAUUGUCAUGCUACCGGCAAGUAAUGGACUGCAGGCAGAGGAUCAGUUUGUGUACUGGCCCAGCAGAGAGGAGCCUAUGAACUGUGAGGCCUUCAUGGUUACCCUGAUCAGUAAAGACCGCCUGUGUCUGUCCAACGAGGAGCAGAUCAGCAUCCACGACUUUAUCCUGGAGGCCACACAGGACGACUAUGUGUUGGAGGUCCGUCACUUCCAGUGCCCCAAGUGGCCCCGCCCUGACGCCCCCCUCAGCAGCAACUUCGAGCUCCUCAAGGUCAUCCAGGAGCAGGCCGCCACGAGAGACGGGCCCACCAUCGUCCACGAUGAGUGGGGCGCUGUGUCGGCGGGCAUGAUGUGUGCCCUCAGCACCCUGUCCCAGCAGCUGAAGAGCGAGAGUGCUGUGGACGUCUACCAGGUGGCCAAGAUGAUCAACCUCAUGCGGCCCGGCGUCUUCACACACAUCGACCAGUACCAGUUCCUCUACACCGCCCUGCUGAGCCUGGUCAGCACCAAGGAGACCAGCGUCCCGCGUCUGACCCGGGACCUGAACGGAACCAUGGCCUCCAUGUCAGACCAUUCUGACCAGUACGAGAACUUGGAGUCACUGGUCUGAGAGCCACAGGGCAGCAGCACUAACUACAGGGUCCGGAGCCAUGCGCUCGUCUCCCCAGGCCCCCGGGACCGCACCCCCCACCCCACACACACACACACACACACACACACACACACACACACACACACACACACACACACACACACACACACACACACACACACACACACACACACACACACACACACACACACACGCGGACCAGGGAGUACCCACCUUUGUAGUGUCAGGAGGACUAGUGUGGACACCAGACUUUUUGAGGCCUUUUCUGCCAGACUCUUGGUUCAUAUGGAUAUCCUGAUUACUUUUUUACACUGAUGAAAAGUUUUGAUAUUUAUUUUUCUUUCUCUUGCCAUUUUCUGUCUUAACGUUCUACUGAAAAGGGGUUUGCACCUGCAGUUUUUUUUCCAACAGUGGCGACCGCGACGAGAAACACUUGCUGUCUGUUCUUGUGUGCACUAUAUAACGUCAGUGUUACUGCCUAUACUAAAGCUGACCUACUUGGCUUUUUUUCUUCUCCUUUGGUUUUUUAUUUUAACAUUCCAUGGCUAUUGUUGCCCUAAACCAACGGCUUCUGUGAAGAACAUUGUUUCGUGUGCCCCCUACUGGUCUGUUUGUGUAAAGUGACAUUGAAAUGAGGAGACUACUCACGGGCCUCAGCCACUUGAAUGCUGUUCUUUUCCACUCAGCAUAAACCAACUCCACUCGGCUCAUGUGACUCAUAUACCACUUAUUUAUCCCACAACAUGAGAGCGUGGUUCAAAUCCCGCAAAGAGAAGUAGUGCUUGCUUUGUACCGUUCCAUUGUUUUUAUUUCUUAGGCUUAUUCUCACUACCCCAAGGCUAACCAUACACACCCAUGUCAACAUACCCAAGUGGUGAAACUGCAACUGUGAACUUUUAUGAUUUCUUUGUAUGAUUUUUAUUAUUAUGAGUUUUAAUAUAUGGAAAUACUGUAUGUAUACAUAUAUAAAUAUAUCCUUAUCAUAA
Gadus macrocephalus (Pacific cod) is the source of this 6137-nucleotide messenger RNA. Its product is annotated as receptor-type tyrosine-protein phosphatase gamma-like. Gene Ontology annotation, biological process: protein dephosphorylation. The transcript has 29 exons. Gene Ontology annotation, molecular function: protein binding; protein tyrosine phosphatase activity. The coding region runs from base 706 to 5148 and encodes 1480 amino acids. The record is from RefSeq and is a predicted model, not a curated record. NCBI's taxonomy places the organism in Eukaryota, Metazoa, Chordata, Actinopteri, Gadiformes, Gadidae.